AUGGAAUUAUUUCUAAUCGUACAUUAUAUAAGAGCAGAAGCGAAGAGAAUGAAGAACAGAAACUCUGAUAUAUCUAGUCGCACAUUGUAUGUAGAUAUGUUUCCUAUAUUAACAUAUGAAUACUCGAAAUUUUCCUCGGGAUUGCUUUUCUUUUCACCUCAUGACUUACCUUCUAUAGAGUUUCAUUAG
This is a messenger RNA of Clunio marinus, 189 nucleotides long. The record is from the annotation of a GenBank genome assembly. NCBI's taxonomy places the organism in Eukaryota, Metazoa, Arthropoda, Insecta, Diptera, Chironomidae.